AUGUCUAACGUCGUCACCUCAAGACAAUUGACCCGUGCCACCCGCUACAGGCUCAACAACGGCCAGCAUAUCCCCGUUGCCGGUUUCGGCGUGUACCUUGUUCCCAAGGAGCAGGCUGAGGACUUGGUCUACGAGGCCUUGGUUCAAGGAUAUCGCCACAUCGAUAGCGCUGUCAUCUACGGCAACGAGGAGCAAUCUGCCCGUGGAAUUGAGAGGUUCAUCAAGGACAGCAACGGAAAAGUCACCAGGGGCGAUAUCUGGUUUACUACCAAGAUCUGGAACGCUGAGCAAGGGUAUGAGGAGACCAAAAAGGCUGUGCAGGGCAUUGCCAGCCGUGUCAAGAAGCACAUUGGCUACGUCGACUUGGUGUUGAUCCACUCGCCAAAGACAAGCAAGGAGAAGAGGUUGGGCACGUGGAAGGCGUUGCAGGAGUUUGUGCUUGAUCCAGCCAACGACGUGCUUCAGAUCAACACCAUUGGUGUGUCCAACUUUGGCGCCAAGCACAUUGACGAGAUUCUCAAUUGGGACGGCUUGGUGGUGCCUCCUGCUGUGGACCAAUUGGAAUUGCACCCAUGGUUGCCCCAGGUGGAGUUGAGGGAGUACUUGGCCUCGCACAACAUCUUGGCCGAGGCGUACUCGCCACUUACUCAGGGCAUCAAGUUGCAAGAUCCAGAGCUCUUGGAGUUGGAGCAGAAGUACAGGGUGCCCAAGGCUGAAAUCUUGUUGAAGUGGUCGUACCUCCAGGGUUUCAUAGUGUUGGUGAAGACCGUCAAGAAGGAGAGAAUCAAGGAGAACUUGUCUGUGUUGCCAGACGUCAAGGCUCCAGCAGAUGCUUUGGACGACACUUCUCAUAGCGGCAAGAUCGACUUGGACAUCAACAUCCUUGAGGCCUUGAACAAGCCCGACUCGCACGAGGUGUUGACCUGGGGCCACGUUGACCCAACGCAAUAUGAAGGUUGA
This is a messenger RNA of Candidozyma auris, 960 nucleotides long. RefSeq lists its product as uncharacterized. The record is from RefSeq and is a predicted model, not a curated record. The coding region runs from base 1 to 960 and encodes 319 amino acids. The transcript has a single exon. NCBI's taxonomy places the organism in Eukaryota, Fungi, Ascomycota, Pichiomycetes, Serinales, Metschnikowiaceae. Gene Ontology annotation, molecular function: oxidoreductase activity.